UCUCAUGGCAUCAGAGGACCUGGCAAACUGCAGCAAAGAAGGGUGAUAACAUCCCCUUUCAGCCAUGGCUAAAGGUACCUGUGCUGAUACCUUUGUUGUAGGCAGGGGGAUUCAUACUGUACCUGUUAUCUCCAGGAACAAAAGGCUUUUGGAGGAUCUAACAAUUGGGAACUAACAUUAAAUAAACUGAAAUUUGUUCAAAUUGGAAGGGGGCAGGAGUAAGCAAAUGAGAUGAAUCUGGGUAAACACCACACAAUAGAAUUAAUGAUGAGCAGGCAGGCAACAGGACCGAGGUGAAGCCCAGCCUCUGGAUCCCUAACUCAUCACAUGCUGCUGGAAACCACCAGAGGAACACACAGGAAAGAGGAUGAAGUCACUGUCCCAUACACGUUUCAGAUGAUUGCAGGAGCACUCAGCCAAAAUCAGCUUGAAGAAGAAGAAAAAUGUGUUAAAGAGUUUAUUCUCUUGACAGAGCUGCAAGUAGCUUAUUCUAAAGAAUGGCGCUGAGUGACCUCCUUUACCCAGAUAACCCCAAGAGAAGGCAAGAAUUGAUCCAUCUGCACCAGGAAUUGCUUGAUUGCAUGUCCACAAAUUUCCGUGCAACAAAUGAGCUGGCUAGAGUGCUGAAUGAACACCUGGGCUGUACUAUUACCUACAUUCGGAUGAGGGAGAACAGCACAGUCAAGGAAAAUUGUGACAUUAUCAUCGAAGCAAUGAGUGAGAUUCAGCAUCAGGUACAGAAGAUUGAUAGUGACCUGAAGGAAAAGCUAGAGCCUGUGCUGUACCAGAAGCUGUAUGACAUCAAAGAGCCUGAGCUGGAGAAAAUAGCAAUAGCCCAUAAAGUUUUUUCCAUUGUACUUGGAGAAGCGACUUCAACAGCUGGAAUGGUAGCUAUCAAACUUCUCAGCUCCAAUUUUUUAACGCUCACUGUGAGCAAGCUCGUCAGUCUCCUUGCGCAGAUUGGGGCAUCUGUUCUUGGGGGAAUCAGCAUCACUAUUCUCGGACUCGGCAUCGAAAUGAUUCUUCAUGCCAUUCUGGGAGCCAUGGAAAGGAAUCAGCUUCUGGCAGCUGUGAGAAGCUAUGAGAAGCACCUGGCUGAGUUUAAAGCAGCCUCGGAAAAGUAUCGGUGUGCCAUACAUGAAGUGACUUCUUUGGUGAGACAGCAGGUCCAGUGAAUGAAGUCAGAGCUCUCUCUCCUGCUGUUAGAGUGGCUGCAGCAAUUACACCCACAGAAGCCUUUUUGAUUCGUUACGGUAAAUGAACUACUGAUGGCUUUUUUUCUUAUUAGUGGCAAGAGAGCAAGAGACCAGGGAACUGGCACUGAAAUAUAUUAAUAAGGAACCGGCUUAUAGAUGCUUCUGGGAGGUAGCACUUCAAAUAUGUUGCAACUUUUCUUCAGCUAUUUUCUGGAGUGCAUUGUAGAUAACCUUGAACUGUAACUUAUACUUGUGACAAUACUCCUCACUGCUGGAGUAGUGCUGAGAAGGUGUGAUUUUUCUCCUACUGUGUUUCUGUAUCAAGGAGGACAAUAUGGUGGGAGAAAACAAUUUCAGCAAGCCAGUCCAUAUCAUCAUCAGGAUGGCUGGCUGCUAAACUCAGACUGUGGAUUAGUGCUAAAUCUGGUAUGCUCAAUUCCAUGUUUGUUGGACUGCUUACAAGGACUAGCUGAAGCAUAUUUAGCUGCUAUUUCCUGUCCCAUCCCUGCCUAAGAAGCUAGACAGAGGUCUUCUUUAAAUAAACUCUAAUUCCAGUAGAUUAGCAGGUAAGAGAAGCAUGGGCCUACAAGCAAACACACACAAUCUUGCCACACAACUGAGAUAAACCAGCUGUAGUGUUCCAGGCUGUGAAUGACCUCUUAUUCUCAGCACUGCCCUGCUCCUGCCAACUUACAGGUAACUAUUCUGGUGCACAGUUGCUGCUUUGUUGAUUAAAAUGGGAUGCUAAACAUGUACAAGUAUCUGUAGGAUUACAGGCCUAUUAAUGCACCAAGUGCUUUAUUUUGAAUCUUCACCAGUGUGGGACUGCCAACAGUGUGCUUAGAUGCUGCAUUUCACAAUACGCUACCAAAUGUCCUUAUUUUUCAGAUUUUAAAAACAAAGCUGGAAGCAGGAACAUCACUUGCAGUCUCUUGCUCUGAUUUGCUGUGGUUUGCUUUUUUUUUUUUUGCUUUGAUCUUUGGAAAAAGAAGAAAAAAAGUAAUAAAAGGAUGAAUAAAAAUGUACCUGAUUAUCGUAAA
Molecule: messenger RNA, 2236 nt
Organism: Pezoporus occidentalis (night parrot)
Lineage: Eukaryota; Metazoa; Chordata; Aves; Psittaciformes; Psittacidae
Gene: SMCO3
Product: single-pass membrane protein with coiled-coil domains 3
Exons: 3
Coding region: 498-1175 (225 amino acids)
Source: RefSeq, a predicted model, not a curated record